Molecule: messenger RNA, 2064 nt
Organism: Sphaerulina musiva SO2202
Lineage: Eukaryota; Fungi; Ascomycota; Dothideomycetes; Mycosphaerellales; Mycosphaerellaceae
Exons: 4
Coding region: 130-2064 (644 amino acids)
Biological process (GO): silent mating-type cassette heterochromatin formation
Cellular component (GO): rDNA heterochromatin; SHREC complex
Source: RefSeq, a predicted model, not a curated record
CACUCUCGCCAUGACAACCGAAUAGAACAACACGGCGGCAUCGCAGGAGCGCAGCGCAGCGCGAAUGCGGCACCAUUCAUCACCUCCGCUUCCCCCACCCUCCGCACCGAGUCGUCGAGAGCAGUCGCCAUGGCCCGCUUCUAUCCCGUCUAUGCGCGUCGCAGCGAUGGCAAACAGGAGGUGGUGGGCAAGGGCAGGAGGAAAGAGAUGAAUCAGCCGACCGACGAUCAGCUCGACCAGAAGCCCGAUAAGAACGGCAUCGCUGACUUCUACCGCGAAGUACUGCCAGACGAGCAGAAACAUAUUGACUGGCGGCGCAAGCUGGGUGGAAUGCUGGCGCGAGAGCUGCAGGCUCAGGACACGUCUGGAGGUGAAACGGGCUACCUGUUAGUCGCAUUGCCGGAGAACUACCGCCUGUUUGAACACGUGAAAAAGACGGAACAGAAUGGCAAGACGGAGCUGAAGAACAAGACGCACACUGGUGGCCAGAACGACCGACAGGAUGCAUACCUCUAUGGCCACCCCGCCGGCCGCAAGAAGCGCUUCCGCAGCCCCAACGACUUCUUCCCUCAUCUGCUAUGGCUCAGUACCGACGAGAGUGGAGACCCGGACAACUGCUCCUGCAAAAUCUGCUCUCCCGAGGAGCUGGAGAACAUCGUGCCGGGUGCAAAAACCAGAGUGGAAAGACCGGGCAGGACGGACGCAGAAUCGCCAGCCUUAGUAGCGGCGAGGCCGCACCCACAACCGCAACUGCAACCACAACGACCCACUCCUACGCCGCUGCCCCCAGCCAAAACACAAAAUCAAAGCCUGGAUCGCACAUAUGGCAACUUCAUGUACCGCGCGGGAGAGCUGGUCUGGUUCUCGCGUGGUCAAGCGUGGGGUAUUGGAGUCGUCACCAGACGAUGGGCUCACACCGAAACCUCAUGCUACUCCAUUCAGCCACUCUCGUACCCUGGCAACACUCCACAGCUCACCGUCAAGCAAGGUCAUAAGGAGAUUCGGCCAUGGCUGGCAUGGAGCGUGCCAAGGUUUCUGAAUGUGGCACUGAACGAUCAGCCCAAUCCCCCGCGAUAUGAGUCAGCGGACUGGCAAGGCAUCAUGCAAAAGAAGUACGGGAAUGGAGACUUGGAAGUGGAUGGCUCUAUCAUGGCUGCGAAGAUGGUCGAUGCAGCGUACACAUUGAUCGACAAGAAUAGCAACACCCGUCCGGAACCCAAUGUCGUCGAGACCCGUUAUGACGGCAUGUUUCUCGGCGCGGAGAAGAUCUGGUGCGGCGAACCUGUUCGUCUGCAAAUUGGCUCAGGCACAGACACUGCAGUCAUCACUGCGAUCGUGGAGCGACAGCGCCUUUCGCCUGCCAAUCAACAAGUCACACAACAGGCAGUAUACCUGGUUGGUGACAUAUACUCCUUGGCCACGAUACAGCACAACAAUCCAACGAUACCAUCCCCAGCGGACACCAACCCUCACCUACCAGAACGGAUGGUCAAGGACCUCCGGAUCCGAAACGCGCAGUCCAUCAAGACUCGACGCAUCGCCAGUUACUGGAAACUGAUGAGCGCUCAGCAACGAAUCGACCUCCACGACAUCAAAGGGCGUUGGUACGAAGCCAGCAUCAUCAUGCCUAUCCUCCAUCCCCAGAUCUGGGUCAACGCUCUCACCAAGGGUGAAGUACAAGAGGCCUCACUCUGGAUGAACAGUCGAAGCGACUGUUUGAACAGCAAUCGCGACGACAAACUCCCUCGCAUUCCUCGCGAAAACAAUCGCAAAGCGACUCGCCGCGACGCAUUCGGACAUUCGAUUCCUCCUGGCACGACGAUUGAAGAUGGCGUGCAACCUCCUGUUCCGGACAAUGUCGACCCGGGCCCCAUGGACCACCAUAUCGAAAUCGAUCCCCGGUUCGAGACUGCUGAUGGCGCUGGUAAUGCCAACCAUCCUGUAGGGGUAGACUCUGGAACGACGGGUUUGGAAGAGUUUAUGGACCUCGAUGGUGGAUUCGGGGAGGUAGGUGACUUUGUCGGAGGAGUGCAUCAUCAUGAUGCCAACCAUGGCUUUUUCUAG